AGGUCAGUGAGUGACUAUAAUGUGUCAACUGUAAUCGUGUACUUCUAUAACAGCCAGCAAUCAUGAGUGUCAACUUCGUAGAUUAUUUCGCCAGCGAGCACAAUGGAUACGAUAUUUUAUAUCAAAACAUGAAAUACGGGCUGAUAGCUAGCAAAGAGUUCUCAGACUACCUCAGAGAAAGAUCGAAUAUUGAGGAAUCGAAUUCGAAAUUGCUGUCGAAGCUAGCGAAACAGGCGAACAGCAACUGCGCUCAAGGCACUUUCGCCCCCUUCUGGGGCGUGUUAAAAUGCUCUGCGGAGAAACUGUCCAAUUUGCACCAGCACAUGUUUCAGAAAGUGAGUGAGCUGGUCAAGGAUGUGGCAAGGUAUGCCGAAGAGCUGAACAAGAAGCAUAAAGCCGUGAAAGAUUCUGAGUCUAGCACUCUAGAGGUGGUUCUACUUAUACAAAACACUAAACAGGCUCUACAGAAAGCGAAAGACUUGUACACAAGCAAGGGGGCGGAUCUAGAGAAACUUCGCAAAGAUAAUGCUUCAGCAAAAGACAUUGAAAAGGCUGAGGUCAAAUUUAAAAAGCUACAUGAUGAAUAUAGGCAACUAGUUGAAAAAUAUAACAUGGUUAAACAAGAUUUUGAAAAGAAAAUGACACAAACAUGCAAACAUUUUCAAGAUGUGGAAGAAGCACAUUUAAAACAAAUGAAACAGUUUGUGAAUGUGUAUGCUGACAUUAUACAGAACAACCAUGACCUCAUGGGUCAGGUGCAUAGAGAUUUUAAACAUCAAUGUCUUGAGUUAACAGUUGAAAAACUACUAGAACAGUUCAUUACUGAUAAAUAUAUGGCAAUAGAGAAGCCAAACUUAGUAGAGCUGCCAGUUUCUUUACCUAAACCAGGUUCAGCUAACAAUUCAAUAUCAGAAGCUGAUCAGAUAUCUACAGUUUCAAAUGGGUCUCACAAACCUGCACAACCCCCUAAGGCAGCUAAGAAAGAGAGCCAAUCUUUUGCCAGCAAGACCUCUAGAAGGACCACAUCUCUGUUAAACCUGUUCACACCCAAUUUCCAAAGUAAAGAUGAGCCAACUGGGAGCAUUGAAGGGGCCGCCCCAUGCUCUGCUCCGUCUAGCCCCAGUGGUACCCCAGCCACACCUGUAGUCCCUGAUAAAGAUGCAGACAUGGGUCGCACAACACUCAGAGAGUCCAAAUGGUUCCUACGCAGCAGAAGAACCAAAACAAAGCUGAAAAAAUCCAAAAAGAAAAAGGAUGAGAUUUCUGAAAAUUCUAACAUGGGUGACAAGUCUGACUUAGAGGAAAAAGAAGAAGAGGUUCCAACAAAAGAUGAUCUGAUGAACUCUCCAGAGGUAGACGAUGAAGGGUACUGCAUCAGACCUAAAGAUGAGAAAGGUAGUGUUUAUUCUUCAUCUGACACUGACUCGGAGGAAGAGAGAGAGCAAAAGAUACAUGUAGAGAUUAAACCUAUUAGUAAUGGUAGUGCUCCUAUGUCGGCAAGUGUAGAUGAGCUAAGAGCAACAGUUGAAAACAUCUCCCUGUACAAGAUUGGAACGAAUACGAGGCGCGGCUCAAACGCGAACGCAAGCAAAGCCAGCAGUGACUUAUUAGACUUGAACUUUUUCCAGAGUCCCACAGCCAGUAAUCCCACCUCUCCCCAUGGUGUCUCAAACCCUUAUGCGCCUUUACAAGCUAACCAAUCGCAGCUCUUAGAGAGCCCUACUCCAGUAUCCACAGCAGAUGUAGGAGACUUGUUUUCAGAGGUUGGAGAAAUGAGCCAAACUAACAUUAGAACGUCCACGCCUACAAUGUCGUCUAUCUCGCUCCCGCGCCCUCCUUCAAGGCGAUCAGAGGGAGAUUUCCGAACUGCCGGCUCAUCAGGGUCCCGAGGGCCAUCUCCUCUGACAAUAGGCAUGGCUGAUACAAUACCCUUAGCUGUAGCCUUCCAUGAGAUCAUCCACUCAUACUUCAGAGGUUCAGAAGAGACUAAAUGCCAAGUGAAAAUGUCGGGAGACAUGAUGUUGUCCUUCCCGACUGGCAUAGUUGGUGUGUUAGCUAACAACCCCAAUCCGGCGAAGCUCUGCUUCAGACUGAAAAACAUACACAGACUAGACAAUGUCCUGCCUAACAAACAACUUAUUAGCAUCAAUGCUAUGAUGUCAACUCGUGACACAACAGUUGUGGAAUUUAACAUGCCAGCAUUAACUUCUCUGCUUAAACGGCAGUCUGAAAAGAACCCCACAGCUCAAUACUUCAAUGUAGACAUAUUGAAAUAUCAAAUACGUCCAAAGGCCGGCGCGGCAUCAUGUCCAUACCAACUGGUAUCAUACUGGAAAUGUGAGAGAGAGCACACUGACUUGAAGGUGGAUUACAAGUAUAAUCUCCAUGCCAUGAGCCCGCCUUCUCCAUUGCUAAACGUAUCUGUGUGCGUGCCAAUGGAUGGAGGUGUGACGAAUGUUAUAGCUAUGCCGAAUAAUACUUGGAAUGCGAAGAACGAGCAAGCUCUAUGGCGUUUUACUGAAUUGUCCCAACAUUCUGAGGAUAGGGGAGUAGGUUCUUUAAGGGCGCGAUUUGAGCUGGAGCAUGGGCCUUCUACAAAGGCUACGAUUUCUGCUCAGUUUAAUUGUGAAGGCGCAACACUUUCAGGCAUAGAGUUUGAGCUGAUAGGCAGCGGCUACCGCCUUUCCCUGGUCAAACGCCGCUUUGUCUCUGGAAAAUACAUUUGUGAUAGUGAUAUUCACUGAUCGGUCCAAUCCCUUAUGAAUGUUUGUACAUACUUGUAUUGUAUGUGUAGUGCGUAAAUUUAACUAAGCUCGUACAUGUACUACAUGUUCGGUACCUUAUAGGAUUGUUUCCUGUCCACUUGGAAUGAUUUCAUGUAAUUUCAUUUUAAUUAGUUGUAUCCAACUACAUGUUGUAUUAACAUUUGUACUGUAUAUUUAUGAUUGAUUAAAUUCUGAGAUAACUAAAUUAUAUUCAGUAUGAUUAGAGAUGUGCCAUUUUUACAUUACUUGCUGAAUUGUGAGACAAUAGUUCUACUGCAGGCUUUAAGAUGUGAGUGUACCUCUUUUUGUUUAUAUUUAGUAUGCAUCACAAAGUUUUAUGUUAAUAAUAAGUUUUUUUUGUAUUACCUAUUUAAACCCCAACAAAUUAAGAUACUUUAUAAAAACAUACAUGGAAAAAUAUUGAAAGUAAUUAUUAACAUUGAUUUCUGAAGUUUAACUUAACCUCCAAAGGCCCACCAUACAAAGUUUCCCUAUUUUUAAUUUGAACCUUGUUGUAUAGAAGAUUAGGGUGACUUUCGUUUGUUUUAGAAAAAAUGAAACAAAAGAAAUGCUACUUAAUUCAGUUAGUGUAAGGUUCAAAUUAGAUUGAAACAGAGUGUACAUUGUAAUGCACAUUGGGCCUUACGAGGUUAAAAUAUAUUUCGAAAACAAUAGUGCCGAAUUUUAUGGGGUUUCAGUGGACAACAUUAUUGAUUUUAUUGUUAGAUCGUAAUUUUGAAUGGUAGUUAUAAUUUUGUAGGGGCCUAAAUGAGAUGCAAUAAAUAUUGUAGUUAUUAGAUUCGACUAACAAUGUGUUAGGUCACAGUUAAUAAAUUUGAACUUAUAAUAUUUUUUUCAUUAUUCAAAUAUUCUGAAAAAAUUAAAUAAUAUUAAAUAACUAAAAUAUUGCAACUAAUAGAAUUUCUAAAUCUUCAAUAACUUGGCUUUCAAUUAAUCAAUUAUGAAUUUGAUUGAAUCUCGCAAUUAAUAUUUUAUAUUUGAAGCAUUACAUUUUAAGAAUUAUAAUAAGUCCGCAUUUAGUUGCCAACCACCGCAUUAACAUAUCUAACCAUUACUCACAUAAAUGUUAAUUUCGUUUUUAUAUUUACUCAAGAGUAAUCUCAUCUAUUUAUGUUUUAUAUAAAGAUCGCAAAAUGUAUAUGAAGAUCAUAUUUAUUGAAAUACCUAUUCAUGGCCUAAUGCUUUGUAUUAUUCCAAUACAUUUAAAUAAUGUUUAGCUAAGUGUUACUUUACCAAAACGGGAAGUGUUCAUAAUAAAUAACAGACUACCAUAUAUAACUUUAGAUAACUGUACCUCAGUACAAGAAAACCAUUCCAAUUAUUCUAAACUUUAAUAUUUAAUUCUUAAGGGUUAAUUUUGUAUAACAAACUUAUUCGCCCCUUUGGUGCGUUCAGAAAUAGGCGUUACAUUUGUUUUUUUUUUUAUUCUCUGGGUAGCUACUCAAAAAAAGUUAAGAACUGUAAUUGAAUGCGUAUUUUUAUAUUGUAAAAUUUAUCGCAUGUGUAAUUUCUAUAUACUGUAACUAUUUACAAUGAUUAUAAUUUUGAAAUUAAAUGUAAUUUUAGCCUUUU
Molecule: messenger RNA, 4358 nt
Organism: Cydia strobilella
Lineage: Eukaryota; Metazoa; Arthropoda; Insecta; Lepidoptera; Tortricidae
Product: F-BAR domain only protein 2
Exons: 1
Coding region: 63-2744 (893 amino acids)
Biological process (GO): clathrin-dependent endocytosis; clathrin coat assembly
Cellular component (GO): clathrin-coated pit; plasma membrane; clathrin-coated vesicle
Source: RefSeq, a predicted model, not a curated record